AUGUCUCACGACAACAACGGUUCUCCAGACCAAACAACAACCCCGCAAGCUGAGGAUGUUGUUGUUGUUUCCGAUGUGAAUGUUCCACACAAUGAAAAAACAACUACUGUUCUCUUAGAAUCAGUUCCAGUUGUUGAAUCUGUCACUCUAGAGACUCAUCUCUCCAAACCCAAUACCGACUCACCCGGUGAUACUGAGACUUUCGAUUUCAAGAAAGAAGAAACCACCAAACCUUCUCAACCUGAUCGUUCUGAAAAUGAAAACAAGCCACUCCAAGAGCUUAAGAAUCUCGUUCAACAAGCACUCAACAACCAUGAAUUCUCUUCCUCGGCCAUAAUUGAAGAUAAACCACCCACCAACAUUGUUGCUGAAGCGGAUAAAGAAGCACCUGCACAACAAAAGGUGGAGGAGGAAGCUGCACCAGCCAAAGAGGAAGAAAAAGAACAAGAGGAUGGAGAUAAGAAGGAAGAAGAAGCGAAGGAAACCAUGGUGGAAAAAGAACAACAAGAAGGAGAUAAGAAGGAGGAGGAGGUGAAGGAAACCGUGGUAGCUUCUGUGGAGGACGAUGGAGCAAGAACUGUAGAAGCUAUAGAAGAAAGUGUAGUUGCCGUUUCUUCAUCUGUUCCUGUUCCUGUUUCGCAAGAGCCCGUUGAAGAGAAAGUUGAACCAAAAAAUGAAGCUACAUUGUCAUUACCACCAGAAGAAGUAUCCAUUUAUGGGAUACCACUUCUUGCAGACGAAAGAAGCGACGUGAUCCUGUUGAAGUUUCUCUGUGCAAGAGAUUUCAAGGUGAAAGAGGCUUUCACCAUGAUCAAAAACACAAUUCGCUGGAGAAAAGAAUUCGGAAUAGAGGAGUUGUUGGAUGAGAAACUGGGUGAUGAAUUGGAGAAAGCUGUUUACAUGCAUGGAUUUGAUAAGGAAAAUCACCCUGUGUGUUAUAACAUAUAUGGUGAAUUUCAGAACAAGGAAUUGUAUAAGAAAACAUUUUCUGAUGAGGAGAAGAGACAGAAUUUCCUUAGAUGGAGAAUUCGGUUUCUUGAGAAGAGUAUUAGGAAUUUGGAUUUUAAGAAUGGUGAUGCAUGUACUAUUGUUCAUGUCAAUGAUCUUAAGGAUUCACCUGGACCUGGAAAAUGGGAACUUAGACAAGCUACCAAACAAGCCCUUCAAUUGUUUCAAGACAAUUACCCUGAGUUCGUGGCAAAACAGGUGUUUAUCAAUGUGCCAUGGUGGUAUUUGGCUGUGAAUAGAAUGAUAAGUCCUUUUCUUACACAAAGAACCAAAAGCAAGUUUGUCUUCGCCGGGCCUUCAAAAUCAACUGAGACCCUUUUAAGCUACAUUGCUCCGGAGCAACUUCCAGUGAAAUAUGGUGGAUUGAGCAACGAUGGUGAAUUUGGAAAUUCAGAUGCUGUUACUGAGAUUACAAUAAAGCCAACAUCAAAACAUACUGUGGAAUUUGCUGUUACUGAGAAAUGUUUAGUGUCUUGGGAGGUGAGAGUAAUAGGGUGGGAAGUAAAGUAUGGUGCAGAAUUUGUACCAAGCAAUGAAGAAAGCUAUACUGUGAUUGUUCAAAAGGAUAGAAAAGUGAGUUCAUCAGAAGAAGCAGUGCUUUGCAACAGUUUUAAAGUUGGUGAACCUGGGAAAGUUGUUCUCACCAUUGACAACACAAGUUCUAGGAAGAAAAAGCUCUUGUACCGCUUCAAGACCAAGUCGGACUGA
Molecule: messenger RNA, 1716 nt
Organism: Lathyrus sativus (Indian pea)
Lineage: Eukaryota; Viridiplantae; Streptophyta; Magnoliopsida; Fabales; Fabaceae
Source: the annotation of a GenBank genome assembly